Molecule: messenger RNA, 4325 nt
Organism: Trichosurus vulpecula (common brushtail)
Lineage: Eukaryota; Metazoa; Chordata; Mammalia; Diprotodontia; Phalangeridae
Gene: PHKA2
Product: phosphorylase kinase regulatory subunit alpha 2
Exons: 33
Coding region: 62-3772 (1236 amino acids)
Biological process (GO): glycogen metabolic process
Cellular component (GO): phosphorylase kinase complex
Molecular function (GO): calmodulin binding
Source: RefSeq, a predicted model, not a curated record
GCGUGCGUGUGCUCGAGCGUUCUCCUAGCAGGAGGGCUGGGGGUGGGGGACGAUCCCAGAGAUGAGGAGCAGGAGCAACUCGGGAGUCCGUUUGGACGGGUACGCCCGGCUGGUCCAACAGACUAUUCUGUGUUAUCAGAGUCCAGUAACAGGACUACUUUCAGCCAGCCAUGAACAAAAAGAUGCCUGGGUUAGAGACAACAUCUACAGCAUCCUGGCAGUGUGGGGCCUGGGAAUGGCAUAUCGGAAGAAUGCAGAUCGGGAUGAAGAUAAGGCCAAGGCAUAUGAAUUAGAACAGAAUGUGGUGAAAUUGAUGCGGGGUCUCCUUCAAUGUAUGAUGAGACAGGUGGAUAAAGUUGAGAAGUUUAAGAAAACUCAGAGCACCAAGGACAGCUUGCAUGCCAAGUACAAUACUGCCACCUGUGGCACUGUGGUUGGUGAUGAUCAGUGGGGACAUUUACAAGUUGAUGCUACUUCCUUAUUUUUAUUGUUUCUAGCACAGAUGACUGCCUCAGGCUUACGUAUUAUUUUUACCCUUGAUGAGGUGGCCUUCAUACAGAAUCUUGUUUUCUACAUCGAGGCUGCAUACAAAGUCGCUGAUUAUGGAAUGUGGGAACGGGGAGAUAAGACGAACCAGGGCAUACCUGAACUGAAUGCAAGCUCUGUAGGAAUGGCCAAAGCAGCACUGGAAGCGAUCGAUGAGUUGGAUCUGUUUGGAGCCCAUGGAGGACGGAAGUCAGUGAUUCACGUCCUUCCUGAUGAGGUGGAGCAUUGCCAGUCAAUUCUGUUGUCAAUGCUGCCAAGGGCAUCCACAUCUAAAGAGAUUGAUGCUGGACUUCUUUCCAUCAUUUCUUACCCUGCAUUUGCAGUGGAAGAUGUGAACAUUGUAAACGACACCAAAAAUGAAAUCAUUGCCAAGCUCCAGGGACGUUAUGGAUGCUGCCGAUUCCUUCGAGACGGCUAUAAAACCCCAAGAGAGGACCCAAAUCGACUACAUUAUGAUCCUGCUGAACUCAAGCUCUUUGAAAACAUAGAAUGUGAGUGGCCAGUGUUCUGGACAUAUUUCAUAAUAGAUGGAGUAUUCAGUGGUGAUGCAGUACAGGUCCAGGAGUACCGAGAGGCCUUGGAGGGAAUAUUAAUUAGAGGCAAGAAUGGAAUACAUCUAAUGCCAGAACUAUAUGCCAUUCCUCCUGGCAAGGUAGAUGAAGAAUAUAAGAAUCCUCACACCGUGGAUAGAGUUCCACUUGGGAAGAUACCUCAUUUGUGGGGCCAGUCUUUGUAUAUCCUCAGUUCCCUGUUGGCAGAGGGAUUCCUAGCCACUGGGGAAAUUGAUCCCUUGAAUAGAAGAUUUUCAACAGCAGUCAAACCUGAUGUUGUAGUACAAGUCACCGUUUUGGCAGAAUCAAAUAAAAUUAAGGAGUUGCUGAGAAAGCAUGGGUUCAGUGUGCAGAGCAUUGCUGACAUUCAUCCAAUCCGAGUCCAGCCAGCCAGAAUUCUUAGCCAUAUAUACGCCAAGCUUGGACGGAAUAAGAACAUGAAACUAAGUGGGAGACCAUAUAGACAUAUUGGUGUUCUUGGAACCUCCAAACUCUAUGUGAUUAGGAAUCAAAUAUUUACCUUUACUCCUCAGUUUACUGAUCAGCACCACUUCUAUUUGGCCCUAGACAAUGAGAUGAUUGUGGAGAUGCUUCGGAUUGAAUUGGCUUACCUUUGUUCCCGAUGGAGAAUGACAGGAAGACCUACUCUCACUUUCCCCAUCACUCACACAAUGCUCACAAAUGAUGGCUCAGAUAUUGAUUCAGCCGUGCUUGCCACAAUUAGGAAACUGGAGGAUGGAUAUUUUGGAGGAGCAAGAGUGAAAUUAGGGAAUCUUUCAGAAUUCCUUACUACAUCAUUCUAUACGGAUUUGACCUUCCUGGAUCCUGAUGCUGAUGAGAAGUUAUUUGAUGAUCCCAGUGAUGGAAGCUACAGUCCUGAUAGUGAAUACGAUCUAGAUGGAUAUUCAGAAGAUAUCUAUAAUCAAGAAAUCCAAGAUGAGCUUGACCAGUACAUCAACCACCUGUUACAAAGCACAGCUCUUAAGUGCUAUCUCCCUACACUUUCUAAGACUGUCGAAGAUCGCCAUGUUUUCAGUGCCAUUCACUCUACACGGGAUAUACUUUCUAUGAUGGCCAAGGAAAAGGGUUUGGAAAUUCCUUGUGUUUCUAUGUCUUUGCCAACUAAGGUUCGAAGUGCUCAUCGGAAAUCAUUGAACCUCGUUGAUUCUCCACAACCUCUCCUAGUAAAGUCUUCAGAAACUGAUGUCCAUUGGCCCAAAGAUGCCCAUGGCGAUCUCGACUGUGAGAAACUGGUGGAGCAGCUGAAGGAAUGCUCUAAUCUACAGGACCAGGCAGAUAUAUUAUACAUUCUUUAUGUUAUAAAGGGUCCUGACUGGGAUACAAAUCUCUCUGGACAGCAUGGUGUCACAGUCCACAGCCUUCUUAGUGAGCUCUACCGAAAAGCGGGCUUGAACAAAGAAUGGGGUCUGAUUCGUUACAUCUCAGGUCUGCUGAAGAAGAAAGUAGAAGUCCUUGCAGAGGCAUGUACAGACCUGCUGUCACACCAGAAGCAGCUCACAGUAGGUCUGCCCCCAGAACCCCGAGAAAGGACCAUCUCUGCCCCUCUUCCUCCUGAAGAAUUGACCAGACUUAUCUAUGAAGCCAGUGGGCAGGAUAUCAGCAUUGCAGUCCUUACACAGGAAAUUGUGGUUUACUUGGCAAUGUAUGUGAGGUCCCAGCCCAGCCUCUUUGUGGAGAUGCUCAGGCUCCGUAUUGGUCUCAUCAUCCAGGUGAUGGCAACUGAGCUGGCUCGAAGUUUGAAUUGCUCAGGAGAAGAAGCCUCUGAAAGUUUGAUGAACCUUAGUCCUUUUGAUAUGAAAAAUCUCUUACACCAUAUUCUAAGUGGAAAAGAGUUUGGUGUUGAAAGAAGCAUGCGGCCUAUUCACUCCUCUACAUCUAGCCCAGCUAUCUCUAUUCAUGAGGUGGGCCAUACUGGAGUGACCAAAACAGAAAGGAGUGGUAUUAAUAGAUUAAGAAGUGAGAUGAAACAGAUGACUAGGAAGUUCAGUGCUGAUGAGCAGUUAUUUUCUGUCGGCCAUUCCAUUUCCAGCAGCAUUCACUCUUCCAAGUCCAUGAGGUGCAGUACUCCUUCUUCUCCCACGGGCACAGUGUCGUCUUCUGAUUCUGGUGGUCACCAUCUCAGCUGGGGAGAGCGCCAGGGUCAGUGGCUGCGCAGGAGAAGGCUAGAUGGUGCCAUUAACAGAGUUCCAGUGGGGUUCUACCAGAAAGUGUGGAAGAUCCUUCAGAAGUGCCAUGGUCUGUCUAUCGAUGGCUAUGUUCUCCCAUCUUCAACCACAAGAGAGAUGACCCCUCAGGAAAUCAAAUUUGCUGUCCACGUGGAAUCUGUGUUGAACCGCGUACCUCAGCCAGAAUACAGACAGCUGCUCGUAGAAGCUAUCCUUGUCCUCACGCUUCUCUCAGACAUAGAGUUGAAUAGCAUCGGAGGCAUCAUCCACAUAGACCAGAUAGUGCAGAUGGCCAAUGAAUUCUUCCUAAAGGAUCAGACAUCCCUGGGAGUCAUGGACACCCUGGAGCAAGACCCAGCAACAGGAAUUUGCCACUUUUUCUAUGACAGUGCCCCAAGUGGAGCUUAUGGGACUAUGACUUACCUGACCAAAGCAGUUGCCACCUACUUGCAGGAAUUACUUCCUAAUACAGGAUGCCUGAUGCAAUGAGGCAUCCCCCCCAAAAGUUAACAUGCUUCCAGAUCUGCCCUGGGCCUCACCCUUGAAAGAUGCUUCUUUUGUUGGACCUCUGGAUCUCUCUGUACUGCUUCCAAAUGGUAGUCCAUCAGAAAACAUUAUCCCAAGAGACACUGGAAUCUGACCUUGUGCCAUACAUACCCCAUGUGUGUACGAGUCCCAUAAAAAAUUAUGAGACCUAUGCUUUCCCCUGAGUCACUCUAUAGUGUCAUUUUCAAAGGUCACUUUUCUGAUGUAGAUCUUGGAAUAUCUGGCCUCACUGGUUGUGAAAGGGAAUGGAAAUGUCUUUCUUUUGAGUACAAAGUAAAUAAGAAUCUAGCCUAAGCUGCUUCUCUAGAAGAGGCACAGAAAUAGAUUCCAUGAGAUAAAAAUGUAUCCUAAAGAUGGAAAAGACCUUUAUCCACGCAGUAUCUAUGUACCCUGCGGUCACAUAGAAAAAAAAUUAACAUUCAGGCUCAGUGUAUCUGUGCACUGAACUUUAUUUUUCCCCCCUAAAUAUAACAAGUACAUCUUUUUAUGAAACUUG